UGUGGAGGAAAACUGGAGAUAUAUGUGCACUGAAAUUUGACCUUGUAUUACGAGAAAUCUUUAUUUUGCUCGUCAGUGGACGCGUUAAGAAGAUACUGAGGAUACUGUUGCUCUGCAGUUGGGUCACUACAAAUGUGAAAGAGGGGGAAAGUCAAUAAACAGACAGACAGACAGACUGACCUUGAGUUUGGGUUUGUUGUUUGUGAUAAGCUGUUUAUCUUCAGGCUUUUCCCGUCAUGAAUAUGGAUGAGGACAGCAGAGUACCUGAAGAUCUCUCUCUAGCAGAAAGAGAUGAACUGUCCAACAUUCGACGAAGGAAAAAAGAACUACUAGAUGACAUUGAACGAUUAAAGUUUGAGAUUGCUGAAGUGAUGACAGAGAUUGAACAUUUAACAUGUAUGGGAGAGACAAAAACCACUCAGAGGAAUAAGCAGAUGGCUAUUGGAAGAAAGAAAUUCAAUAUGGAUCCUAAAAAGGGUAUCCAAUUUCUUUUGGAUAAUGACCUUUUACAACACACACCUGAGGACAUUGCACAGUUCCUGUACAAAGGAGAGGGCUUGAAUAAAACGGUCAUCGGAGAUUAUUUAGGAGAAAGGGAUGAUUUCAACAUCAGCGUCCUGCAGGCCUUUGUGGAACUUCAUGAGUUUGCAGACCUCAACCUGGUGCAAGCUUUACGGCAGUUUCUGUGGAGCUUCAGACUCCCAGGUGAGGCUCAGAAGAUUGAUCGGAUGAUGGAAGCUUUCGCAUCGCGAUAUUGCCAGUGCAACCCAGGCGUCUUCCAGUCCUCAGACACAUGCUACGUUCUGUCAUUCUCCAUCAUUAUGCUCAAUACCAGCCUGCAUAACCCCAAUGUCAGGGACAAGCCCACUGUUGAGAGAUUCAUCUCUAUGAACCGUGGCAUCAAUGAAGGUGGCGAUCUGCCUGAGGAACUGCUCAAGAAUUUAUACGAAAGCAUUAAAAAUGAGCCCUUCAAAAUCCCUGAAGAUGAUGGCAAUGAUCUGACACACACGUUCUUCAAUCCAGACAGGGAAGGGUGGCUGCUGAAGCUAGGAGGAAGAGUGAAGACAUGGAAAAGAAGAUGGUUCAUUCUCACUGAUAACUGCUUGUAUUACUUUGAAUAUACAACAGACAAAGAGCCUCGAGGGAUCAUUCCCCUGGAGAACCUUAGUAUAAGAGAUGUGGACGAGCCAAGAAAACCAAACUGCUUUGAGCUCUACAACCCAAGUCAUAAAGGUCAGGUGAUCAAGGCAUGUAAAACAGAGGCGGACGGCAGGGUUGUAGAGGGGAACCACGUGGUGUACAGAAUAUCAGCCCCUACUCCUGAGGAGAAAGAGGAAUGGAUCAAAUCCAUCAGAGCCAGCAUCAGCAGGGACCCUUUCUACGAGAUGCUGGCAAGCAGAAAGCGGCGUGUCGCCACAAAGAAGUGACAGCAGGAUGAGCCAGAAAGCUGAUCUCUAAUAGAGACUCUAUUGUCAGCUCAUCUACAGGGGCGCGUAUGAAAUCACUCUGGAACCUGAAGGAGGUUCACUACAAGACACAGAGACCUCCACUCUGAGCUUCAAAGACUCUCAGCAGUUAAACACUUCAUGGCUGGUGCAUACUUUAAUCUGGUAAUCUGUAGAAAAGCUACACUAUUCGUCAUUUAUUGGUGAAAAAAAUGGACAUUUGCUUGUGGUGUGACUCUCAAACAUACAGUACCAGUUACAAGUUUGGACACACCUUCUAAUUAAAUGCUUUUUCGUUAUUUUUAUCAUUUAAAAGACACUUCAUGUCUUAAAGUAAUGAUAGACUGUUGUUUCUCUACUUAAUUGAGCGGUUUCUUAAUAUAAUAUAGAUUAGUAGAGUUGUUAUUUACUCUUUGAUCCCAAACGUAUUAAGAAGGCAAGAAAUUGCGCUGAUUAACUUUUGACGAGACACACCUGUUAAUUGAAACGCAUUCCACGUGACUACCUCAUGAAGCUGGUUAAGAUAAAGCGUCAUCAAGAUAAAUGGAUGCCACUUUGAAGAAUCUAAAAUAAUAUAUAAAUAUAUUUGGGCACGGGUGGCACGGUGGUGUAGUGGUUAGCACUGCCGCCUCACAGCAAGAAGGUCCUGGGUUCUAGCCCAGCGGCCAACGAGGGCCUUUUUGUGUGGAGUUUGCAUGUUCUCCCCGUUUCCUCUGGGUGCUCCGGUUUCCCCAACAGUCCAAAGGCAUGCAGGUUAGGCUAAUUGGUGGCUCUAAAUUGACCAUAGGUGUGAGUGUGAAUGGUUGUCUGUGUCUAUGUGUCAGCCCUGCAAUGACCUGGCGACUUGUCCAGGGUGUACCCUGCCUCUCGCCCAUAGUCAGCUGGGAUAGGCUCCAGCUUGCCUGCGACCCUGUAGAAUAGGAUAAGCAGCUACAGAUAAUGGAUGGAUGGAUAUUUGGGCACUGCCUAAAAGUGGAGCUCCCAAUGAGUGAAUGAGCAAAAUAUUUUCAAGGGCACAAAAUCAACCUGAAUAGUAUAAUAAUAUAGCAUGUGAACCAAUGAAUUAUAUAGUGUAGUGUAUUUUGUGUCAAUAAAUUGCUGCAUUGUCUUGUGACCGUGAUACCAAUAAUGAAAGGCACAUCGCAGUUAUGAAUACAUAUUUGUUCCUUUCUUUGACACCGCAUGCCAUGCACCAGCAAUAACACCACAACAUUUAUUAUGGUGUGACUCUGCUGGGUGCCUGUUGGACAGCAGUGAAUCACUUUUUUCACUUUUGUCAAUUAUCCAACUGUCACGUCCGUGCUCCUCAGAUGGCACCUCGUGCACAAGCUUAUUCGGACUAAUUGCCAGUACCUGUUCCUGAUCAGAGCCCUAUCACAGCUCGCACUUAUAAGGACUCUCAGUAACACACAGACUUUGUGAAGUGUACAUUCUGUACCCUGCCUCUGACUUUACGCAGCUUUGUAUUUUGUAUUUCCUGGCUUUGAAUUGCAUUUGUGUUCUUGGAUUUUAUUCCUUUGUCUUUCCCGUGGAUAUCCUGUCUGUGCCUUGCUUGACCAUUGCCUGUUUUUCAACUCUGUCUCUGUCUGAUGUCUCUGGAUCUGUUUGUUAGUGUGUUUAUUAAUCAACUCUUUCUGCACUUACAUCCAUCUAUUGCCCAAAUCCAUGCCACCAACAGUUUAGUGGACUAAUAAAAUUGUUUUAACUAGUUUUAUAUGAAACUGUCAAGAAUAUUUUCUGUAAAAUUUGUUAGUAAAUAAUCCCACUUUAUUUUUUAAAAAACAAAUUAAAAAUAAGCACUAGAUAAAAACACAUCCAGUGUAUCUUUAUUUCCAUCUCUCUCAUGGAAAUACAGAUACAAAUUUCGUUGGCCAGUGGUCAAGUGUUUGAGAUACGUUGCCUUGCACUUAUGAUCAAGUUUCCUGUGAUAGUACACAUUCAUAUGUAUGGAUGUUGUAAGGUCAAGCCAUUAAAAAUCUAGUGGCUACAUUCUCUGAAUUAUGGAGUUCCACUUUGCGCAUGGGGACCUCCACUAUGAAACGUUUUUAAUAUGUGUUAUAAAAAUGUUAACUUUUUUUGUUUACCACAUAAUUCCAUGUAUGUUCCAUAUGUUAUUUCAUAGUUUUGAUGUUUUCAGUAUUGUUCUACAAUGUAGAAAAUAGUCAAAGUACAGAAAAAACAUAUGAAUCAGUGUGUCCAAACUUUUGACUGGUACUGUACAUUUAAGGAAGGCUGUGAUUGUAACAUAUUCCCUCUACUAAACUCUUGAGACUCAGCAGGAGAAUGAAACACACUGACAUUGCUGAGGAGAGUCGGUGCUACACUGCCCUCUAUGGAUCAACUGUAGUAAUUACCACACAUGCUUACUAAUACCUUCUGUUGUAAAAUUGGACUCUCACAUUAUCAUUACCUUAUGGACAUCUAUUUACCUCAGAACAGAGAUGCUGAUUGCAAUGCAAACAGGUCAAAAUAAAUGUGGGGCCCAAAAUUUUCUGCAGUUUGCUCAAAACAGGGAAGCUUUUAGUAAACAAAAUUAUUCUAUUAUUUAAAAUUAUUUGAUGAUCACAGAUAUCUUGUGAUCAAAAUCAGCAGGACUGAGUGUAGAGUUUUGCAUACUAUGUUGUUUUUAAACACAGACUUUGGUUAAAGGAUUUUAUUAUAAUAAACUAUUUAUGUUCUCCUCAUUGUCCCUAUUGUCUAACUCUGGCUUUCCCACUAAAUCACAGGCCAGAUUCCCUGCAGCCUAACUGAUAUAAACAAAGUGUAUAAUGAUGUAAUUGUGUUGCUCUUGCUAUGAAGACUAGGAGCUGCAGCAAAGGUAUGCUGGUCCAACUGGAAAAAAAUAGGACAAGGGUUAUGAGUAUUUUUGUAAUCUUAAACUAGUAUUAAUUGGUGAAGGUUUGGGUGGUGACAGGAAGCAACGCUUGCAAAAAAAAAAAAGUGAAUGUCUACUGUGAAAACCAAAAUUCAUUAAGUGAUGAUAAAUAAAAUGCAAAUUUUAAGAAUAAA
Neoarius graeffei (lesser salmon catfish) is the source of this 4454-nucleotide messenger RNA. It is a transcript of the gene cyth3a, whose product is annotated as cytohesin 3a. Gene Ontology annotation, biological process: regulation of ARF protein signal transduction. The record is from RefSeq and is a predicted model, not a curated record. Bases 237 to 1427 code for a protein of 396 amino acids. Lineage: Eukaryota; Metazoa; Chordata; Actinopteri; Siluriformes; Ariidae. Gene Ontology annotation, molecular function: guanyl-nucleotide exchange factor activity. The transcript has 13 exons.